AUGGCUCGUCGACAACCGCUCCAUCCCGUCGUCCUGAUCCUCUCACACCCCCCCAGCUUCACUAGCGUCCUACGUAUGCGCUCCCUCGUGCUGUCAGUUGGUGGCACACGGGUCGAUGGCCUGCCCCUCGGCUCGCCUGGCCUGGCUCCAGCAACAGAAACCGCAGCCGUCCCCUUCUGGAGGGCGUCCGGUUGCAGGGCCGCUCGGCGACGCUCCGCUGCUGGUUCUGCUGCUGCUGCUGCUAGUAUCUCAUCGCCAUCUGGCGCGGCGGGCAACGUCUCCCGCAUCAUCUCGAUAUACUGCCCGUUGCCUGCGUUUGCUACUUGUCCUUUGCUUGCCUUUGCUGCUUCCAAGCUCAACAUCACCCUGUUGCCUAGUGUCAAGAGCUUCGUCUGUUAUGAGGAACGAUCCUUUAUGCUCUCGAGCAGCAACACAUCCAACCGAAGCUCGCACGAUGAUUCAUCAAACGUGUUCGAUUCAACGGGCAGCAGCAGCAACACAUUCUCAGAUACGUCGUCGACAUGUGGCAGCGUCGCUUCCAACCUCUCGCCCCGAGCAAGCAACAAUCGCAAGCGCAACGCCAGCCCGUCGGCGCCUCGAGCCAGCACAGCCCUUACGGACGAGUCGUCCUGGGAUGCCGAAGACACCACUCCUACAACAGCAGCCCCCAAGCAAAAGGGCUCCUUCACCUGUGGCUUCUGUCUCGAGGAGGGCAUCCAGAAGACAUGUACCCGCAAGAACGACCUCAAGCGCCACAUGGAAGACUUCCACCACACAAACGCGCAAUGGUUCUGCAGGCAUCGGGGCUGCCAGAUGGUCUUUGACUGGCAAACGGCUUACAAGGCCCAUCUGAAGAACGCCCACGGCGGGUCGAGGAUGAACCUGGACGAUGCCAAGAUCCCACUGUGUCCGCAGACGGUGUUUGCGUGCGGCUUCGAGAACUGCCUGCAGGUCUUUGAGGCGCCAAGCGAUGCCCAUGCUGGCCCAACCUUCAAGGAGUACGUGAGCCAUGUCGUCAAGCAUUUCGACGAGGGCGCAAGCAGCGGCCAGUGGAGCUACUCGGCGAGGAUGCGCAACCUGCUGCGGCAGUCGAGCGUCCUGACUACCUGGUCGCAGUCGCUGUGGCCAGACGCAGACCCGAGCCGCCUGCGGUGGAAUUCCCAGACGAGCAGCGUCCUGAGAAAGCGGCUGGAGACUAGGCACCUUGGCGACAUGCAGUUCCUUGUCCAGUACGCCAUCGCGCUUGGGUCCAGCCCCAAUGGCGCCAUCCAGAACUUUCGCGCGGACUUUGUCACUCCCAUCCGCAGCGAGUGCCGGCUGGCCAUCCACGGCCACGCCAGGGCAGCUGUUCCGUCUGCCACGCCGACUCCUGAGCCGGACCACAUGCUCCAGUACGGCAUGUCGACGGGCGGUCCGAACCCGGCCAUGGUCGCUUAUUACCAGCGGCACGCAUACAUGCCUCAGCCGACGCAGCCGCAGAUACCUUCGCCGAGCUACACUUUUCAGAAUGCGCCUCCCUCUCCGGGAUACGACGCCCAUCAACAACAGCAGCAGCAGCAGCAACAGCCGCAGCAGUACAUGGGUAUGUCCGACACUCCGAUGGUAGGGUCGGAUUACGUGCCACAUGCGAACAGCAAUCUCCAGACUAUGCCCGGUGCUGCUUAUGCCACCAACGGCAUGCAGAGUCCCGCACCCACGGAUAUUUGCGGUGCCGCAAGUCUGGGCUCGAACCUGGAGCAGCGGACCAAUACGUACGCAUACAACUCGUCUCCAUAUGCAUACUGA
Messenger RNA from Trichoderma reesei QM6a, 1785 nucleotides. RefSeq lists its product as uncharacterized. The transcript is spliced from 4 exons. Bases 1 to 1785 code for a protein of 594 amino acids. Lineage: Eukaryota; Fungi; Ascomycota; Sordariomycetes; Hypocreales; Hypocreaceae. The record is from RefSeq and is a predicted model, not a curated record.